Cyphomyrmex costatus is the source of this 594-nucleotide messenger RNA. RefSeq lists its product as uncharacterized. NCBI's taxonomy places the organism in Eukaryota, Metazoa, Arthropoda, Insecta, Hymenoptera, Formicidae. The transcript has a single exon. The record is from RefSeq and is a predicted model, not a curated record. The coding region runs from base 1 to 594 and encodes 197 amino acids.
AUGCGGCGGUUAGAGCUGCCCAUAACCGACGAACCGAUAUCAUUUUACCUUCCGCACCAUUGCGUAUUCAAGACUGUUGGACAAUCCUCGAAAAUACGAAUAGUAUUUGAUGCCUCUUGCCGUAACAGCUCCGGCGUAUCUCUGAAUGAUGCGCUACUUGUGGGCCCGGUCGUUCAACAGGACUUGAUCUCAAUUUUGAUGCGCUUCCGUUUUUUCAUUUACGUCAUCACCGCCGAUAUCGUGAAAAUGUACCGGCAAAUUUCAGUGCAUGCAUCUCAGACGUGUCUGCAAAGGAUACUUUGGCGCGAGCAUUCUUCUGCUGAUAUUGAUACCUAUGAGCUCACCACCGUCACUUACGGUACGGCUUCUGCUUCAUUUCUGGCCACCAUGUGCCUAAGAUAUUUGGCUGAGCAACAUUCUGCUCAGUUUCCUCACGGAUCAGCCUGCGUCACUCGAGACUUCUAUGUCGAUGACACGCUCACCGGAGCAGACACGAUAGCCGAAUUAAAAUCAAUUUGCGAUGAAACAGUUCAUUUGCUAAAAUUGGGAGCUUCGAACUCAGCAAAUGGGCGACCAAUUGCCCUGAUCUCUUAG